This is a messenger RNA of Mytilus trossulus (common blue mussel), 1539 nucleotides long. RefSeq lists its product as uncharacterized. NCBI's taxonomy places the organism in Eukaryota, Metazoa, Mollusca, Bivalvia, Mytilida, Mytilidae. The coding region runs from base 34 to 1500 and encodes 488 amino acids. The record is from RefSeq and is a predicted model, not a curated record. Gene Ontology annotation, molecular function: transmembrane transporter activity. Gene Ontology annotation, biological process: transmembrane transport. The transcript has 4 exons. Gene Ontology annotation, cellular component: membrane.
UGUGUUAAUGAUUGGGUUAACAAUACAUACAAGAUGUGUUUAGUCAACAAAGACAGAUCUCCAAGAUUGUUCCAGUUUAUGAGGUAUUUUGGACUGUUCGUCGGCUGUAUGGCAAAGUUUGUUUCUGGGUCAAUAUUUACGUUCAAUGUUUACCAGGGAGAUAUUAAGUCAUUGUUCAAUUAUACACAGACAGAAGUGGAACUACAGUCUUCCCUAUUAAAUCUUGGACUAGGGAUAGGUUUUAUUCCUGGUGUUUUGUAUGACAAAUUUGGUCCAUUUUGGACAUCAGCUGCAGGUCUUAUAGUGUCUGUUGGAUCAUACAUGCUUCUAUGGAGUACUACAAAGUUUGUACCUUUCUACAAAAACAACAGCUGGUUAAUGGGGAUCUACUUUUUACUAUGCGGUUUAGGAUCUGCAUUUACUUACAUGGUCGCACUGAACACUAAUAUAAUGAAUUUUGAUAAAAAGUAUCGUGGAACAAUCGUUGGGCUGCUGAAUUCAUUCAUUGCUGGUAGUCCGUCUGUGUUUGUACAGAUAUAUCUGCACGUAUUGACAGGAUCUGGAGGAACAAAGUAUGCUAAUUUUCUAGUGUUUUUUGCGAUCUUGUUCGCUGUUGUAGGCAUAAUGUGUAUGUUGUUUCUCCGUAUAUACACGGACGAUUUUCAAGACGACACCAUCAAAAUUAUUCCGGACAAUGAAAGUAUAAAUGGAACUAAUACAGUAGAAACUUAUCGUAAAGAAAGCCACACUGGGACGGAGAUGAAUUCUAUUUCAACGUCUCAGGUUACAAGUUCAUCAUGCUGUUCAAACAACAAUGACGAACUAAGUGAUAAAGAUUCUAUGAGUUUAAAACAAAUCGUCUGUAAUCUUGAUUACCAUUUAUUUUCUUGGAUGUUCGUGUUUGCUGCUGCUAUAGGUUUAGUUUUUCUCAAUAAUUUGACAACAAUAUCAAAGUCAGUGCGAUUGAGUCAACACGACAGUGUACUUCUAAUUCUUAUUCCUAUUAGUAAUGCUAUCGUAAGUUUUUCUUUAGGAUUUUUAUCAGACGUGCUGAAAGACAAGAUUCCACGAAUGACACUUUUAUUAGCUUCGUGUGUUUUGUUCACUGUUAGUUUAUUGCUUGCAAUUUUGAAAGGAUCUGCCUUCGGGGUGCUAGUAAUUUCAACAAUAUUGUGCGGAGCUAGCACUGGAAUAAUUUGGACGCUUUCACCCACAGUGAUGAGUGAACGUUUUUGUCUACAAAACAUUGGAAGAAAUUGGGGCAUGACUAUUCUUUUAGCCGCAGUUGUUGGUUUCGGAAUCCAAGAAAUUUUCGGUCAUUUGUAUGAUCAUCAGUUAGCAAAUGCACAAGGUGGAAAUUGUUUUGGACUAUCAUGCGUUAGGGGAGGUCUUAUAGCAGGUCUUGUUUCUGGUAUUUUAUCCGUACUUGUUUGUAUCAUUUAUAUGACAAAACGUAGAAUUCAAAGAUUUUUAGUACAGAGACAAAGAACCGAAUCAUAAGCUGACUAUAAAUAAACAAAAACUUUCAAUAGAAAAAGA